This is a messenger RNA of Helianthus annuus (common sunflower), 633 nucleotides long. RefSeq lists its product as uncharacterized. Bases 1 to 633 code for a protein of 210 amino acids. Lineage: Eukaryota; Viridiplantae; Streptophyta; Magnoliopsida; Asterales; Asteraceae. The transcript has a single exon. The record is from RefSeq and is a predicted model, not a curated record.
AUGGAGGCGGAGCUUGAGAAGUUGGGCUUAAAUAUUCAGCAAAAUCUAGUGGUAGAGAACGGGAAUUGGAGAUGGAGAAAUGGAUCGGAGGAGCUGUUUUCGGUCAGACAGAUUAGAAAAGACAUCGAAAAUGCAAAGCUGGAGGGUGCGGCUAAUGAUCUGGUAUAUGUUUGGAACAGUUGGGCUCCAUCUAAAGCGAAUUUUUUGCUUUGGAGAGCUCUUUUAGGUAGGAUUGCUUCUAGAGAAGGUCUUGCUCGCAGGGGAGUGUUGCUAUCGGAGAUUGGAUGUCCUCGUUGCGGUCUCGAGUUGGAAAUUCCGGAUCACAUCUUCAUUAAGUGUUUGUGGGCUAGAAGUAUUUGGUGGAAUGUUUUAGCCUGGGUCCGUAUUCGUUUCCCGGUUGAUUGUGAGACGAUUCUGGAUUUUAUAAACUAUGUUAAGGAUUGUCCGGGUGGGAGGAUUUGGAAACGGGUAGUGAACACCAUCGUGAUAGCAACAGUUUGGAGAAUAUGGAAUGCGAGAAAUGCUAAGGUUUUUGAAAACUGUUUUAUCCCGAUGUCGAAGUCUGCGGAGGCCAUCAAAGAAGAUGCUUUUCUUUGGAUUAGAAACCGGUCGAGAAACUUCAAUCCGAAAUGA